AACCACCAACCCCAACACUUGCAUUUCUUUCUAACUCGACCACUCCGAGACUGAGUACGUUACUCCGAGACUCAGAGUACGUUAUUCGAGAGAAUCUGUUCAGAGAUGGCGACAAGCUUCGCAACCGCUUCCACCGUCGUUGGCCUCGGAAGCUCACUCUCAAAGACGGCAUGCCUCUCUUCUGACUUUGUGAAGCCAGUCAUGGUUAGGAGCCCGCUGAGGCAAGCACAAGCUUCUCGAAGAAAGUUCACCUGCUUCCAGAGUGAUUGGCUGAGGAGGGAUCUGAAUGUGAUCGGGUUCGGGUUGAUCGGAUGGUUGGUGCCAUCCAGCGUUCCGGCGAUCGACGGCAAGAGUUUGACCGGGCUCUUCUUUGACAGCAUUGGAACCGAGCUUGCUCACUUCCCCACACCUCCAGCUCUCACCUCCCAGUUCUGGUUGUGGUUGAUCUGCUGGCACUUGGGGCUCUUCAUCACCCUUACCUUUGGGCAGAUCGGUUUCAAGGGAAGGACUGACAAGUACUUUUGAAUUUGAUCCUUUUUAAUUUGGUGCAUGUAAAAUCUUUGUUUGAUGCCAAUUAUCUUAAUUUCUCCAACUCUCUUCUCCACUUAAUGGCUAAACUUAUUAUUUCUUGCACUAUAUGUACUCUAUGUAAAUGAUCAAGGGUUAAUUAUACUCGAAAGUAUCCGUAUAAUAUAUCGUGGUAAUAUUUUUUAAGUUACAAAAUGCUAAU
Molecule: messenger RNA, 730 nt
Organism: Fragaria vesca subsp. vesca
Lineage: Eukaryota; Viridiplantae; Streptophyta; Magnoliopsida; Rosales; Rosaceae
Exons: 4
Coding region: 106-525 (139 amino acids)
Source: RefSeq, a predicted model, not a curated record